GGAUAUAAAUGCUCAUAGCCUAAAUUUUAAUUUCAGCCUCAACAAAUUAGCACAAUUUUCGCUAUCAUUGGAAAAGAUUUUGUAGAAAGUUGGCUGGAUCAGUCGUCCAGUUUCUGUCAGUGUGAUUAAAAUGUCCCAUGUUUUGCGUAAUGUACAGUUCUUCCAUCAUUUGAAUUCAUUCAGACGUUAUCUCAAACCUUUAUUUCUGAACCACUCAAUAAGAAAGUUUAAUGAAAACUCCACCCCUGCUUCCAAAACAGUAAAUGUUCGAUUUGUUGAUCGAAAUGGUAACAUCAGACAUCUUGAAGGAGAAGUUGGAGAUAAUUUGAUGGUACUGGCCCGCCGGCAUAAUAUUGAAAUAGAGGGAGCUUGUGAGGGUUCUCUGGCAUGUUCCACUUGCCAUGUCUAUAUUGAUCAAAAAUUUUAUGAUCUGCUCCCACCUGCUUCUGAGGGGGAGGAAGAUAUGUUAGAUUUAGCUGUUUUCCUACAAGAAAACUCUAGGUUAUCCUGCCAAAUAGUGCUGACCAAAGAAUUAAAUGGAAUGACAAUCACUUUGCCAAAGGCUACAAGAAAUUUCUAUGUUGAUGGACAUAUUCCACAACCUCAUUAGUUAUCAUCAUCUUAAGAUAACUUUAUGUAUAUUGUAUAUAAUAUUAAUAUCAGAAAAAUUAAAUAAAAGAAACAUUAUUUUCUGAA
This is a messenger RNA of Schistosoma curassoni, 696 nucleotides long. The record is from the annotation of a GenBank genome assembly. NCBI's taxonomy places the organism in Eukaryota, Metazoa, Platyhelminthes, Trematoda, Strigeidida, Schistosomatidae.